Molecule: messenger RNA, 908 nt
Organism: Gamsiella multidivaricata
Lineage: Eukaryota; Fungi; Mortierellomycota; Mortierellomycetes; Mortierellales; Mortierellaceae
Exons: 2
Coding region: 317-829 (170 amino acids)
Source: RefSeq, a predicted model, not a curated record
CGGCGAAGUAGCAUGGGCUUCAGACAAGAACGUGGCUUUGGCAACUUGUAUAUCGUUGUCGUCGAAGCCAUCUUCCAUAUCUAAGGCUUCGUCCCAACCUACGGCCAACUCGCUCGGAAUUUGUCGGCCGAUUCUCUCCUCGCGUCGCUCCUUCUUCCUACGUUGGCCGCGGUCUGAAACGGAAACAAGUGCCUUGUCUUGAUGGCAGACCAUUGUAUUACUAGCCUGCCUUUCCGCUCAAAUGCUUUGCGUCUGUACGGAAAUAUGCUGACAUUUUAGUUGCUGCAACCCACGUUUACAUGAAUAUGACCGUGAGAUGAAGACAAAGAAGAAGGAGGGAACGAAGAGAAGUACAUGCGAUACAUGUCGCUUGGAGAGUAAGGGUGUGAUAUCAAUGGAAGCAUAUGAACAAAGCGCAGCCCCUGCAACAGUCCAUCUGACAACACUCGUUUUUGUUCAUUCCGCCCUAUCGUCAUUUACUAAACGUGAAAGGUGUUUUUCUUCGUUCAGUCAUCCCAAUUCCCAUUCACUCCCCUUCAAGUCAUCCCAACCCCAAUUAACGUCUUAUCUUCAUAACAAUACCCUCCCAUACCCCUCACCGCCACCAUCAGCUCUACUCCUACUACCACUGCCUUCGCCACCAUCCCCUUCUCUUGCUAGUCCCUUUUUCCUGUCGACUCUAAUAAUAUGUGGUGUGGGGGGAAAGAACGCACCGACGGAUAGGGUCACGUCUGCUACCAUUUGUCAAUUGCCACAAUCCUCACUUUAUAUCGCUUGUGUUUCUCUUUCCCUCCCGCCUCGGCAUCCUUUUUUUUUCCUUCUUAGCUAAAUCUGCUUUUAAUAUAACUAACCCAAGCCCAAGUCGUCGCUCUCCCCUCCUCCACAUCUGCCAAGACAUACACCCCUUC